Molecule: messenger RNA, 966 nt
Organism: Camelina sativa (false flax)
Lineage: Eukaryota; Viridiplantae; Streptophyta; Magnoliopsida; Brassicales; Brassicaceae
Product: agamous-like MADS-box protein AGL97
Molecular function (GO): protein dimerization activity; DNA binding
Source: RefSeq, a predicted model, not a curated record
AUGGGUGGGUUGAAGAGGAAGAUUGAUACAGGGAAGAAGAUAGAUGGGAAAAAUCCACGAGCGGUUGCUUUCUCAAAACGUCGUAAGGGUCUUUUCAACAAAGCCUCAGAGCUUUGUCUUCUCUCCGACUGUCAGAUCGCGAUUAGCGACUCCGCUUUCCUCGCGGAUCAGACUCCUUCUCGGGAUGAUGAUGAUGAUGAUGAAAAGUUAGGGUUUUGGUGGGAAGAUGAGAGUGUCGCCAAUUCAGAGAAUCCGGAGGAAUUGGGUGCCGCGAUUGAUUCGAUGACGAAGAUGUUACACGAUCUCAAGGAGUUGCAAAGCAAGCAAAGGGUUCCUGUUUACGUGGAGGAGAAGGAAAAGGCUGGACCUUCUUCACACAUAACUCAUCAAAGGAACGAUCUUGUGGAAGUGGAGGAGAAGGAGAACAACAACAAUGCUUUAAGUGGAAACGUGGGUGGAUCAUGCAACCAAGGGCUUGAGGACUUUGAUCAAUUAAUUGAUUAUGCGAUUAAUUCUGAUGCCUUCAAUGACUUACCCUCCAUUGAUUCUGAUUUAUUCAGUGACUUACCCUCCAUUGAUUCACACGUAACUCAUCAGGAGCAAACCCUAAAUCAUCAACCCUGUUCUUCAAGUCUGUGCAUUGAUGUAGAUGAUGUAUCUGUGAAUGAAGAACAACAAACCCUAGCUGUGUGUGGGACCUUCGAUGUUGAUGAUCAAAUCUUUGAUCGUGAGACGAGACCUGAAGUUCUAUGGGAAAAUUUGGAGAUGGAUGAUGAUUUAACUGUGAAUCUCCAAGGGUUUCAAAACAAUAGUGAUGAAGAACAAACCUUAGCAAACAACGACGGUAUACUUGGGAGCUUCAAUGGCUGCAAUCAAGAGUUUGAUCUUGAUCAAUUAUAUGACUUUGUGACUAAAUCUGAAGAUCUCUGGAAGGAUAUGGAGAUGUAUGAUGACUGUCUCUAUUGA